Molecule: messenger RNA, 1075 nt
Organism: Harmonia axyridis
Lineage: Eukaryota; Metazoa; Arthropoda; Insecta; Coleoptera; Coccinellidae
Exons: 3
Coding region: 453-1004 (183 amino acids)
Source: RefSeq, a predicted model, not a curated record
UAUUAGGUAUUAGAUUGUAAUCCCUUUCGGAACAAAAUUGUAUUGAACAGUGAUUGCAAUUUUAUAAUGUUAUGUGUACUUUAUUAGUUUUUAUACAUUUAACCAAGUGAACUGUUACUUUUCAAUAGUCUCUGUACUCAAACUAAUCAUCCUUUUCGACUUAGUGAACUUGCCGUGAUAAACUCUAAAUAUAAGUAUAGAUGUUACGUUGGCUUAGACUGAAUUCAAUGGUGCUAACCAAAGAUGUUUCACUGUAGUUAAAACCUCUUUGGUGCUUACCUUGUUCUGUAAGCAUUUACCUUUCUAAUAAACAUUUAUUUCCAAAUUCAUUAGAAAAUAUAUCAAUUGGGACUUCUCAAGUGGUCCUGCAUCCAACCUCUGUCAGAUUGACACCAGAAAUUAAUAAUAGCUGCUCACCAUCAUUUACAGAUAAUACUAAGCUGUGGAGUGAUAUGAGCACAAAACAGCUUAUUGAUUUAUGCAAGAAAUAUGACAAAGAAUUUUCGACAGGAAUAAAAAAAAUUGUUUGGGACAAAAUCUCAAAAGAAAUGUCUACAAUGUUUGGCUGGCAAUUUACCUCACAACAAUGUGAUACAAAAUGGAAGGGUCUUAAAAACACCUACAAAACAGUUAGAAGACAUAACGAGCAAUCAGGUAAUGCCCAUAAGUACUGGAAACAUUAUGAUGCAAUGAAUGAUAUUCUCUUCAGUAAACCAGAGAUAAAUGCAGUUGCCACCUGCUCCAGUGCUAAUGGGCUCGUUAUAAGACCCAUAAGUAGAGAAGACAAUUUUAGUAAUGAUUCCAUAAAUGAGGACAAAGAUACCAUUGAAGCUCCUCAGAUAUAUUCGUACUCAUUUAUGAGGAAAUGCAAAUGCAUAGAUAAUGCAAUGGAACGGAGACACAAGGACAAAAUGGCAAGGCAGGAUAGAUUCUUAGACCUGUUUGAACGUUUGACAAAGGCAAUCGAAAAAGGCAGCGGACAAAGUGAAAGUUCUGGUAUCUAAUAUAUUUUCAGAUUAUGUUUAGUUUUUUUAUUUUUUUAUAUUUAGUUUUACUUGUUUAGAUUUAGUUUUAU